AUUAUCGACUUUUGCCAAGAGAACGUCGAGUAUCAAGAGCUCUGCAGGUCAGGGGUUCGGUUUCCGGGAAUCACACCUCAUCUUAUGAUUGUCGUCGCAGCCGCCGCAAUUCAUACUUUCGCUGGUCACUUUCUGAAUAUAUCAUAACUCAAUUGUCCUCCUCGUCAGCAUGGUCGAUGAGCAUUAUCGAUAAGAUAUUGAUCACUCAAGGAAGCUGUGUCGUGCACGGGGAUUGUAAUUUCGACGCACCAGAGGUUACGCGCAAAAAGAGCUCAAAUGUUAAGCUGUAGUGACGGAGUUCAUCACUUACUGUUAGUACGUCCAAUUUUAGGAACCUCUUCUAAAAUCUUACGAUUUUCGCCUUUGGAUGUGAUCGACCUAGUGCGUCAACGGAAAUCUACGCUAGAUGCCAGAUCCGCAGCCUUUGGUGGAGCUCAUCCGUUGCCUGUGCCUUUUCGUUCGAAUCCUAGAACAAUAGUCCCCAAGCCGGAUCGUGCUGGGAUCCAUUCCUUGUGGGGGCUCGCAGGCUACUUCUGUGACGAAGGGAAGCGCGACUGGCCAAAGCUCUUGCGGGAACGUCGUGAGCAUUAUGUUAAAACUGAAAGGAAAUUGGCAGUAGGAGUUAUAGGGACUAAGCGUUAGAAUGUAAAUAAUGUCAAUUCUUGAGAAGCUGACAUGAAUGAAGAUGUACUUAACCCAAAUUUACUGAUUUAGAUAUUUAAGGCGAAAAUGAGUAUGCGUGGGUUCCAGGAUUAGGAACAGCUUAUCACAGCCUGGUGGAUGUAUUGCCACACUUGCGUGGCUGCUCCUGAUGAUUUCGUGGAACAAUGACUGAAAAAUUAUGCGACUUCAGUGAAAUCAUCAUACAGUCCGUUGAAGAGACGUCUAUGGCCACCUGCUUCUAAGACUUGUUGUUGGAUUACCUUUACGGGUGCGGGUUUAUGGAAACAUGGAAUCCAUGUGGUUCCGGGGACCUUUCAUCGUUGCGCCCGCUGUUGCCGUGUCCCGAGGAGCAAUGGGUUCGGGUGCGUAUGGCGGACAAGAUGGAGGCAUUACGCUGUGCGCGACAGCGCCUAGCGCUUAGUGGACACUUGGGCAAGGACUUAAUCAUCAACAUUUGGUUGGCGCCUGAAUACGAGAGAUUGCGCAAGCGGGACCCCAAGCAUGCGGUGACACGGCAAGACUUGAGGCAAAAAAUUUUCAC
Molecule: messenger RNA, 1204 nt
Organism: Amoebophrya sp. A25
Lineage: Eukaryota; Dinophyceae; Syndiniales; Amoebophryaceae
Source: the annotation of a GenBank genome assembly